GUGGUUUAUACAAGGAUGAGACACAAGCGAGGACAUUUCCGGAUUAUUAGAAAAAUUGCUAAACACCACAUUUUCUCCGUCAUUUGUUUCUUACACGAUUCUCUGUUGUUGUACAAACUACUCCGCUCAGUUUAUUGUGUAUUUUCUAUUGUAAUUGUCGUUGUUUUUGUGGCUGUUAGCUUGUUGUCAGCUAGCUUGUUGUUAGCCAGCUCGUUGUCAAGCUAGCUUGUUGUUAUCCUACGUCACCGUCUCAUCCUGCUCGCGAGGACUCAGCUCUAAAAACCCGGAUGUGGCCGAAGAUGAAACUUGAUGAAAACUCAGGUUUUGUAAACUUCACAGAAUCUUCUUCAUUCUGAAAAACCAGAGAAACAAACCGAGGAGGAAACUCAUCGUUCAUUCAGAGAUGUUUCUGUUCCUGUCCGUGCUGAUCUUCUUCGGGCCAGUAGAGGGUGGCAGCUCACCAAUCACCUGCUACAAUGACAAUGGAGAAGCUGUGGACUGGUUCUAUCUGUACAAGCUGCCGAAACAACACAGGGAAAAAUCCCCCACAAGGGGUGAACUGUAUUUACUGUUGGACAAAGGGAGUGAAGGGUGGACCGACGGGAAGGUGACCGUGAACGACACGACGGGAGCCUUGGGCAGGACGGUCGGACAACUCUACUCACAAGGAAAGAACACAGAGGUAGCGUAUGUCCUUUACAACGACCAGAUGCCGACUAAGAACCUUGGUGGCAGAUGGGAAGACAACAGCGGGAACGAAGGGGGGCACACGAAAGGUGUUGUCCUGCUUGAUAAAAAUCAGGGCUUCUGGUUGGUCCACAGUACCCCUCGCUUCCCCCCUGUACGACACGCGGGAGAGUUCUCCUACCCCGACAGCGGUGUGAACAACGGACAAAACUUCAUCUGCGUGACCUACCCACUCGAACGCUUCCAGACCAUCGGCGAGCAGCUGCAGAUCAAUCAGCCUCACGUGUACGACUGCGAUGUCCCAGAGUCCCUGGCGUCACUGGUGCCUUCGCUGGCUGCCCUCUGUGGGAAGAAGCAUCUGUCCGGUCACAUCUUCCCACACGUCAAACCUGUGUCCAACCGCAGCGUGGCUUUGACCUCGAAGGGUGGAGCAAACUUCAUCAGCUUUGCCAAAGGAGCCUCUUUUAACAAUGACCUGUACCACUCCUGGGUGGCCCCGAGCCUCCAGUCAAACCUCCUGGUCCAGUUCUGGAUUCGCUCCAGGGGCAUCCUCCCCUCCGACUGCUCGCUGGGCUGGAAGGUCCUGGACAUCCAGCUCCUCAGCCCGGGGCAGAGGUUCACGUUCAAGGCCAGCCAGGACCACUCCAAGUGGGCCGUCAGUACCCAGGCGGCCGGGGAGGGUGUCGGAGGAGGCUGGGUGUGCGUUGGAGACAUCAACCGGAACGAGGCGGAGGAGAAGCGGGGGGGAGGCACAGUGUGUCUGCAGAACCCUGUGGUGUGGAAGGCUUACCGGACAGCAGCUUUACAGUGUGAGGAUUGUGGAGGAGCAAGCAUCCCGUGCCCUGCUGGAGACGUGGUGGCUCAACUGGGCGUGAGGAAACGCCCACUAUGAUGCAUCUCAUGUGGGUUUGUAAGAGAAAAAGCCCCAAACAAGUUGUAGUUCUCAUUCAACAUUUCUUUCAUCAGUCUUUGUGAAAAAUGAAGCGUGCUCAUGAUAUUUACUUUUCAUAUUCGAAGACAAAUCAGUUACAAUAAGAAAACUAAAAACUUUGAUAUUCUAACAGUUAAAAGACGAGCACUACAGAACCAGUACUUGUGUCGACAUGGUCAUCGAUUGGUUCCGUCCACAUCCCCUCUUCUAAAGUCAUUUUUAAACUUAUUGUUGCUGCUGUUUCAAACGUUCCACAGCGUUCAGUUGUCUCUCUCUUAUUACAGACGUGUCUGAACUUACCACAGUCCCGCAAAUACGUUUAUCCCACGAUUAUGUGGGCUUAAGGAAAGUGCUGUUUUGUUAAAGGCAACUAAAAACAAAUAUUGAAUGUUUAACGAUAAAGAUGAAAACUACUGUUAUUAUCUUAACACACCUGAAUCAAGCCACACACAACACUGAUGAGAAAUUUUCUAGUCUAAGGCUGGAUUUCUAGUUAUUGGUGUAGUCACACAUGUCGAUGGGAUUAUGAAUGAGGUUUUCUUAGUUCUGAAGCAGAAACUGGAAUUUACGUCUCUAUAACAUUAAAUAUUCAUGACUACAAGCAAAAUUUAAAAACAUUUAGGUAAUUUAUAAAGAGCCAAUCAUGCCAAAACAUCUUAGUAUGGACUGCAGGGUUUUCGUUUGGUAAAAAAUACAAGUGUGUGUCGAGUGUGUGAGAUCCCAUGACUCAUAAUAAGAAGCUGAUUGAGAAAAACAAAAAACCUUUAACUUGUUCAGAAUGAUUUUAAUCUGUUGUCCCCCGGAGGAGGACAAGGAACCAAUCAGAUGGGUUCUCUGGAAACUACGAGGUUCAUUUUGAAAAACACAAAACCCUCAAAGUGCGUCACAUUUAGCAAUAACUAAUAAAGAUCCAGCCUUGACUCAGAGAUUUUUUUUUCUUUCAUGAAAUGAAAGCAUCACUUCGAGUGUCUUUUCAGCCGCCGGCUCGUUUUAACUGAAACUGAAGAGAGAAUUUGCAAAGUGAACGAGUGCUGCUUCAUAAACUGUUAUAAUCUACAUGAGCUGCUUGGUGGGUGUGUUCUCAGGGAAGCUUUGCUUGUUGAAACUAGGAAAAUGGGAUUGGAACUAACAACGUGGGAUAAAUUGCACUGCGAUGAUGUGUGGGGGGAUGGUUUAAUACUUUGUGUUUAAUGAAUGUUUGUCUUAUUAACUGAGUGCUUUCCUGAUAUAACCAGAAAUAUUUUGGUUUUGUUUCGAGUUCUCAUUCACUCGUUGUGAUCUUGAAAUUUGCUUGAAGAUAAAGACGCUGGCUGUCUUGAAUCUAAAUAAAAAAACAAAAGACUCAAA
Molecule: messenger RNA, 2965 nt
Organism: Hippoglossus stenolepis (Pacific halibut)
Lineage: Eukaryota; Metazoa; Chordata; Actinopteri; Pleuronectiformes; Pleuronectidae
Gene: dnase2
Product: deoxyribonuclease II, lysosomal
Exons: 7
Coding region: 404-1579 (391 amino acids)
Biological process (GO): apoptotic DNA fragmentation
Molecular function (GO): deoxyribonuclease II activity
Source: RefSeq, a predicted model, not a curated record